AUGGGGAACUGUUUAUUCGGAGGGCUAAGGGACGAGGAAGACUUAUCGAUCAAAAUCAUAAAAUCCAAUGGUGGAGUUCUCAAGUACUACUCACCCCUGACCGCGGGUUCCGUGUCCCAUAAAUUCCCAAGCCAAGCUAUUUUUUCGGCCCUUGAUCUCCUCUACAAACCCCUGCCUCACCACCACCACCUCGUCCCGGGUCGGUCAUAUUAUCUCUUGCCCAAUAUUGUCUCCGACGAGUUGAAGACUUUAGUCGGAAACUGCCACAUGAGAUCCAACAGCGAGUCCUUGCCAUCGAUAACUCCGUAUAGGAUGUCAAUGGACUACAACCACAGGGUGCGGAAGAGAUUAUACACGGACGUCUUUUCAAGAAACAUCUACACAAGGACCCGACAUAAGGAAAAGAAGACGAGGAGGAGGCGUACGAGCAGCAAAGGUGCAAUAUGGAAAGUGAAGCUGGUCAUAAACACGGAAGAGCUGUUGCAGAUAUUGUCGGAAGAUGGAAGAACAAAUGAGCAGAUAGAGAGUGUGAGAGCCGUAGCCAAGGGUGAAAACGACGUCGCAUCAAGCAUCGCAAGCAGUGGUUCGGUGAUACAUGUCUAG
Molecule: messenger RNA, 603 nt
Organism: Thlaspi arvense
Lineage: Eukaryota; Viridiplantae; Streptophyta; Magnoliopsida; Brassicales; Brassicaceae
Source: the annotation of a GenBank genome assembly